Falco peregrinus (peregrine falcon) is the source of this 2874-nucleotide messenger RNA. RefSeq names its product family with sequence similarity 110 member D (gene FAM110D). The coding region runs from base 1378 to 2415 and encodes 345 amino acids. The record is from RefSeq and is a predicted model, not a curated record. The transcript is spliced from 2 exons. Lineage: Eukaryota; Metazoa; Chordata; Aves; Falconiformes; Falconidae.
GGGGGGGGGGGGUGUUUGAAUGCCUGCAUAGCUCAGACAAGCUCUGGCCGCUCUCAUCCUGCUCAGCCUCCAUUUUAGUGUCUGUUUUUGUCAGCGCAGGAGUCCCAGCCCCUUCCUGGCACUGGUGCUGUCGCCCAGGGAGGUGCUGGACACGGAGCCAGCCCCGGUUCCCGGCACCGCUCCCGAGCAGCAGCGCUGCAGGAAGGAACUGGGGUGGGGGCCAGCAGUGCUGGGGGCCAGGUUCCCCCCUCCUCCAGGGACAGAGCACCCUGGCCUGCGUGUCCCAGGCCGAAUGCCGUGACUUUGUCGCUGCUGGGGCUUCCUGAGUCCCUGCAAGCAGCCUGGGCUGGGCUGUGCCCCAGCUCUUCAUCCAUGCUGGGUGCCAGAGAGAUGGGGGGAGCUGGGGGGUCCCUAGGGAGCACUGGGGGCUUUCUGUGACCCCGCUCCAGGGGGCUGGCAGCCCAGCUCGGGGUACAGCAUAUCUUUUCCCUGCUGGCUGCUGCAAUGCCACGUUUGCAGUCCCCUGGGCAGGUGCUGGGGGGGUGGGGGUUCCCCCUGUGGGAGCACUCAGCCCUCGGGAAGGGGAGAGGGCAGUGAUAAAAAUAACGCCUGGGCUGGCUCCAGCCCCUUGUGGUGGCUUCCUGCGAUUUACAGCCCUUCCCGGGGGGAAGAAGCAGGAACAGGCCCAGUGCGGGGCUGGCUUUGACCCUUUCGCCACCAGCAGGGAAGGUGCCAGAAGGACCCUUCCUCCCUCAUCCCUUGCCAGCUGGGGCAGGAUCCUGGGGAAGGGGAUCGUGGUGGGCUCCUGCUCCUGAGCUGCACCCAGUGUCUCAGGGUGGACAUAGAAGGAGAAGCUGCUAGAGUGAGCAUGGUUUCCCUGUCCCAUUCCUGAUGCCUCCUGUGCUGGGGGGACAGAGAGACUCAGUCCUGUGUGGGAAGAGGCAGAGAUCUCUGCUGCGGAUCCCGAAAUCAGGCUCCCCUAAGGAGGUGGUGGGAGGAGAAGAGCGGGCAGGAUGCUGGCUGGGCAGGAGCAGGACUCCAGGGUGUGAAGGCUGGGGCACGGGGGCAUGCUGGCGGGGUGGGCUCCUGCUGAUGGGGCUGGGCUGGCAGGGGUUAAUGGGGUGGCUCUUCCUCAUCCUCUAUAAGAGGCUCCUGCCGGCUCUGGGCUCAGUUUGCUGCCAGCAACCAGAGGGGCAGAGGCUGAGUGAGACAGAGCAUCCCUACAUCCCAUCCCUGUAUCCCAUCCCUGCAUCCCUGUGAGGGCUCAGGGACGAAUCCAGGAGCUUCGGGAGCCUCCCCAGCCGCAGCACAGAACCCCCCCCAGCUGCUCAGCGGGGACCAGAGCGCCCAGGCGUGCCAUUUCGGGGCUGGGGGGUGAUGGUGCCCCUGGGCAGUCCCCCUCUUGCCAUCUGCACCUCCAGCAACCUGCGCCUUGUGGCCCCCAGCCACGGCUCCCCCCUGGCCUGGCUGAACCGUGGCCCUGAGUGCCCGCGGGAGCCGGGGGGCGGCGGGGGCCGCACACCCAGUGCCGUGGAGCGGCUGGAGGCUGACAAAGCCAAAUACGUCAAAUCCCAACAAGUCAUCAACAGCCGGCAGGAGCCGGCGCUGCGGGGCAGCUCGCCCCGGCUCUCCCCGCGUGGCCGGCGCCUCCUCGCCUACCAGCAGUGUAACGAGCUGUGCCAGGGCUCAGAGCUGAGCCGGGAGGGUCCCAGGAAGCUGCCGUGCCCCCAGUCCCCCGUGGCACGCCGGGCCGGUGGCAGGCGCCUGCUGAGGCCCGACUCCCUCAUCAUCUACCGGCAGAAACGGGAUUGCCCAGGCACGGACAAGGAGAAUGCCAAGGGCUCCGGGCUGGUGCGACGCCUCUUCCAGGGACCCCUCAGAGACAAGCCCUCCAGCUCUCCCCCAGCCAAGGGGCUGGGCGAGGGGCCACCAGCCCCCCAGAACCAUGAGACCCCCAUGCUGUGGGUGCCUGCGGAGAAGGAGAAGGCGAGGACGCCGAGUGCCGGCAGUGACGGUGGCGGUGGUGGCAUCUUCCCUCUGCCAGGCAGCCCCAUGGCGCAGCCCCCCCAGCCCCCCGGCAAGCCGGCGCUGGCUCUGCGCAUCUCCCUGCCACUCUCAGAGCAGGAGCGGUUCUUCAAUUACUGCGGGCUGGACCGGGCGCUGGUAGAGCUGCUGGGCCAGGAGCGGUUCGGGCCGGCGGGCUGGGAUAACGCCUCGGCUCGGCCCCCCGGCUCCUGUGAGUCGGAGCCUGGGCAGGCCUCGGGGGGCAGCGAGGGGGAUGCGGGGCCGGGCGAGGAGGAGCCAGACAGCCGGCUGGGCUCUGCCGUCUCGGUGGUGGAGCGCAACGCCCGUGUCAUCAAGUGGCUCUACGGCUGCCAGAGAGCCUGGGCAGCUGCCAAGGAGUCCACCGUCUGAGCAAAGACAGCCUGGCGGGGGAUGAAGCCGCCCGUGUAGCUCCCACUGGCUGGAUGUGGCCCCUCGCCCUCGCGGGAGGUGGUCGACAGGCUGGUGGCAUUCACAGUCCUGGUGCUAUGGGGCUGCUGCUGGCUGGGAGGGCCACCAGGUCUACCCCAGAGCCAGGGCGGGGGCACCUGAGGAAGGGGCUCCCCAGGGUGUGUCACCCCUUGCCCCCAGGGCUGGCAGGCUGCUGCCCCAGUUCUGUGACCCGUCUUCAUCCUCCCUGUCUCCAGCCCAGGGUGGUGGGAUGGGCCUGCAGCCCCUAUCAGCUGCAGGCUAGGGGGAGUAGGGGCAAAGCCUGAGCCCCCCACCCCCAUUGCGGACAGUGCCCACCCCACAGCCCCCUCCUCCCUAGAAAAGGGGCUGCUGGGGUCAGAGCAGUGCUCAAUAAACCUGGUUUUGUUGGUUUUUUUCUAA